AUGCCGGUCUAUAUGCUGCACGGCUUCCGCUGGCCCCGCGCCGGCUUCACGGGGAUCCGCGUGUACAUCGUGCUCCACAACCUGGAAGAAGCAGCAGCCGAAUAUAUCCAGCAGCCCCUAACGACUGAGCUGCUCGUGGAAUCUUUCAACAAGACACAAGCCGAUCUCGUGCCGCGGCUACCGGAGCUGUCGUUCAUCGAGCAAUAUGACCCGGCCGAUGAAUCAAGUGGCACCGUCAGCCAGGAACAUGCGUACGUUGGCGCACGGGUUCUAGAGAUUGCGGAUGACGGGGGCGGUAGUGGCGGGGGACAGAAUAUUCAGGAUUGCGUGGAGCAGGGCUCUGGGUUGACGGACGACCAGACAGCGGCGCUGGAGGAAUUGCGCGAUCGUCUGGCGCCGGGUGAAAAGAUUGGCUGGUAUCUUGUCUACAAUGGAGAUCCGGAACGAUGGUUCCCUGAAUCUGAAGACGAGGACUACGAGUCUGAGGAUAGCUAUGAGGAGGAGAGCCAGACCCGGCGCCAGAGUCAGAUCCAAAGCCCGAGGGAGGAGGGGACUAAGUCUGCGGAGCCAAAUACUCCGCCAAGCUAUACGGGGGAAAACGCGCCUGGCGAAAUGGUAUUCACCAUACAGUGUGAGUCUUGCCAGCUCUCUUCAAUUCAUACGCAAAAUGAUCUUACGCUGACACUCGGUCUGAAGGAUGAAGAGAAAGUGAAACUGAAAGGCGAGGUGCAUCGGCUUGUCGCUCCACGAGAUCAGAAAUAUCAGUCCAACUUUGUCGAGUUCCGCCGGAGUACGAAGGUUGUCUACCGCCGAUAUGCGGGCUUGUUCUUCUGUGUCUGUGUCGAUGCGAAUGACAACGAGUUAGCUUAUCUUGAAGCUAUUCAUUUCUUCGUGGAAGUGCUGGACCAGUUCUUCGGGAAUGUGUGCGAGCUGGAUUUGGUCUUCAAUUUCUACAAAGUCUACGCUAUCCUGGACGAAGUCUUUCUCGCAGGCGAGAUUCAAGAGACAAGCAAGCAAGUUGUUCUCACACGAUUGGAGCACCUGGACAAGUUGGAGUAG
Penicillium paradoxum is the source of this 1059-nucleotide messenger RNA. RefSeq names its product AP-2 complex subunit sigma. Gene Ontology annotation, molecular function: clathrin-cargo adaptor activity. Bases 1 to 1059 code for a protein of 352 amino acids. Gene Ontology annotation, cellular component: AP-2 adaptor complex; intracellular membrane-bounded organelle. The transcript is spliced from 4 exons. The record is from RefSeq and is a predicted model, not a curated record. Lineage: Eukaryota; Fungi; Ascomycota; Eurotiomycetes; Eurotiales; Aspergillaceae. Gene Ontology annotation, biological process: protein transport; clathrin-dependent endocytosis.